AUGGACUUAUUGAAAGGUGCUCUCAGGAAAACGUACGAAAUCGACGAUGACUAUUAUGCCGUGCCGAAUAUAUUUCGAGAACCAGCUUUCUCCAUUCCGGUUCUUUAUCACACCUGUUUUCAUUCCUGUUGGCAGCUGCUCGUCCGAGGAGCCGGUGGACGACAAACUGUACCCGCACCUGUGAACAGCUUCCAUGAGUACAUUGAUGCGGACCACGACGGAGGUUCUUCAAAUGUUCAAGAUAUGGUCGUUUCGGGACCAACAACAAUCGCCAAUGACAUUUGCUGA
Molecule: messenger RNA, 288 nt
Organism: Necator americanus (New World hookworm)
Lineage: Eukaryota; Metazoa; Nematoda; Chromadorea; Rhabditida; Ancylostomatidae
Exons: 3
Coding region: 1-288 (95 amino acids)
Source: RefSeq, a predicted model, not a curated record